CUCGAGUUCUGCCUGGAAGAAUGUCUGCAACAUCACCAAGGACAGGUGGCUUCAUAGUCGGUGCGAGUGGAAAUCGACAGGCCCAGACGCGUUGGCGGCAGUGAAUCAGCCCUCCCCACUGGAGUAUUUCCCUUUCGCAGCUCACUCGCCCGCAAGAAACAAAGGAAGAAGAAGGCACAAAGGGCUCCAGACGCAGCAACACGGACGCCACCUUUCUCCAAUCUUCUAGACGAAAGCAAUCAUCACUAUGAGCGAGGUUACGGAAAGCCACACAACCACAACGACCACGACGGCGGGUGAGCAGACGGAGACGGUCGUGACAACCACGACUACCACCACAACCACCACUACGACUGAGGAGAUGACGUCCGCGUUGGCAGACGCAAUGGACAAGUUCUCGUUCAUCCCGGAGUUCGGCGGCCAGGGUAUCUCCUACUGGACCGAGCUGCAGCGGCUCUACGCCGCGUCCGAGACCAGCAGCGCGCGUGCGUUCAUCGAUACCGCGGCGCAGGCGCUGCUGGACGAGUCCAGCUCGGACGAGGCCAAGGUCUCCGUCGCCUUCGAGGCGGUCAUUGACGUGCACAGCUGGUUACAGAGCCUGGAGGUCGGCGAUGCACCUGCAGGCCUGGCGCUGGACCGUGUCUUCUUCAGUAUGCCGCUGCUUACUCUGACCCAAUGUGCAAACUACCUUAACUUCCUCGAGACCGCGGGCGUGAGCCAUGAGACAGUGGCGAAGAACUCCGCCACCGCCGUGGGCCACAGCCAGGGCGUGGUGAGCGCCGUCAUCUUCUCGGCGGCUAAAACGGCUCAAGAGUUCGUCGAGAUCGGCGUCUCCGUGCUGCGCUACAUGUUCUGGCAGGGACUGCGCGCGCAGGAGGCGUACCAGCACCUGCUGACGCAGUACAAGCAGGAUGGCAAGAACAUUGAGGGUGCCGGCCCGAUGCUGGCCGUGCGAGGGCUCAAGAAGGAGCACGUUCUCAAGUCUAUCGAGGUGGCCAAGCGCCGUACCAAGUCGCCCGACCUGCACCUCUCUCUUAUCAAUGCGUCCGACAUGAUGAACGUGACGGGCUUCCCCGCGACGCUGACGCUGCUGAAGCAGGCGCUCGAGGGCCUGUUUGCUAAGCCGGACGCCGACCAGACACGUAUCCCGCACUCGCAGCGGAAACCAACGGGUUCGCUGUCGUUCCUGCCGCUCUCGGCUCCCUUCCACACACCAUUGCUGUCCGAGGCCAAGCCGAAGUUGGUGCAGGACGUGCAACGCGUCAAGUGCGCGAUCAAGGGCGGUCAACUGCAGGUGCCCGUGUACGCGACCAAUGCAGAGGCCACCAACCUGCAGACGGUGGACGACGUCAUCGAUGAACUUAUUAACAUGCAGCUACUGGAGCUGGUGGACUGGACGGCGACGUGGGCGAAGAUCGCUGAACACCACUCAAACGCGACGCACAUUCUGGAGUUUGGCCCCGAUCUUGGCGUCGCCAAGCUGAGUGACAAGUUCGCUGAAGGUCUGGGCAUUGAGUUGGUCAUCGCGACUGCCAAGCACCCCGUUAUGAGCUCCUCGACGGCGUCCGCUCCUCUUGUUGGCCUGCAGCAGUUCAUCGAUGCUACGUCGACGUUCACUUCGGUUGAGGCGACGUGGGAGAAGAAGUUCGGCCCGCAGGUGACUGAGUCGGGCAAGCUAGUCAACAGAUUCACGCGCGCACUGAACAAGCCACCAGUUAUGGUGGCCGGUAUGACGCCGACUACCAGUUUGGAGGGCAUCGACCUCGUUGCAGCCAUCCAGAACGCUGGUUUCCACGGUGAAUUGGCCGCGGGUGGUCUGUCGCGCCCCAACAUCUUCGAAGAUGCCGUGAACGAGCUCGUGUCCAAGAUCAAGCCCGGUCUCGGCAUUGCGAUCAACAUGUUGUACCUGAACGCGAAGCAGUGGGGCUUCCAGUUCCCGAUGGUGCUGCGAAUGCGUCGCAGUGGUGUGCCUAUCGAAAGCAUCACUAUCGGCGCUGGUAUCCCGACGAAGGAGCGAGCGCUUGAGAUGAUGUCGCAGCUGGAGGAUGUGGGCAUCAAGGUGGUGUGCUUCAAGCCUGGUUCGGUGGACGGCAUUCACGCUGUGCUGGAGAUCGCAGCGGCCAUGCCGAGUAUGACUGUGAUGCUGCAGUGGACUGGCGGUCGUGCUGGUGGUCACCACAGCUUCGAGGACUUUCACCAGCCGAUGGAGGAGACGUACGCCGCCAUCCGUCGCGUGUCGAACGUGCUGCUGGUUGUCGGUUCCGGUUUCGGGAACUGGGAGGACUCGAAGCAGUACCUCACGGGCGAAUGGAGCUUGUCUCGUGGCCACCUGUUCAAGAUGCCUGUCGACGGUAUUCUGAUGGGCUCUCGCGUGAUGGUUGCCAAGGAAGCUGCGACUGCGCCAGAGGUGAAGAAGCUGCUGGUGGACACGCCUGGUAUCGAGUCGGAGCUGGAUCACAUCGGAGCUGGGCGAGCCCAUUCACGUCGUGGCGAACCGCUGCACUCUGCUGUGGAAGGAGUUCGACGACAAGUACUUCUCGAUCCCGCGCGACCAGGUUGA
Phytophthora nicotianae INRA-310 is the source of this 2560-nucleotide messenger RNA. RefSeq lists its product as hypothetical. The transcript has 2 exons. Gene Ontology annotation, molecular function: enoyl-[acyl-carrier-protein] reductase (NADH) activity; fatty acid synthase activity. Gene Ontology annotation, cellular component: fatty acid synthase complex. The record is from RefSeq and is a predicted model, not a curated record. Bases 248 to 2560 code for a protein of 770 amino acids. Lineage: Eukaryota; Oomycota; Peronosporomycetes; Peronosporales; Peronosporaceae. Gene Ontology annotation, biological process: fatty acid biosynthetic process.